Messenger RNA from Cyphomyrmex costatus, 2853 nucleotides. RefSeq names its product TLE family member transcriptional corepressor groucho (gene gro). Gene Ontology annotation, cellular component: transcription regulator complex; nucleus. The record is from RefSeq and is a predicted model, not a curated record. Gene Ontology annotation, biological process: regulation of DNA-templated transcription; negative regulation of canonical Wnt signaling pathway. Gene Ontology annotation, molecular function: protein binding; transcription corepressor activity. NCBI's taxonomy places the organism in Eukaryota, Metazoa, Arthropoda, Insecta, Hymenoptera, Formicidae.
AUGGCAGAGCUAAAAGUGCCUGGCAAAGCUAAAAACACCACUCUGAGAUAUUAUCAAAUUAUGGAUACGAAAUUAGGAACGAAAAUAUUAGAAGGGAUUAUUUAUGGCGGCGGCGGUAGCGGCGGGGCUGCUGGCGGGCUGAAAUUCACGGUGGCGGACACUUGCGAGAGGAUCAAAGAGGAAUUCAAUUUCAUCCAGCAGCAGUACCACUCACUGAAGCUCGAGUGCGAGAAGUUAGCUAGUGAGAAGACCGAGAUGCAGAGGCACUACGUUAUGUAUUAUGAGAUGUCGUAUGGCCUCAACGUUGAAAUGCACAAACAGACGGAAAUUGCGAAGAGGCUGAACGCGAUAAUCGGGCAAGUGCUUCCGUUCCUGGCGCAAGAGCAUGGCUUGCAGCAUCAGCAGCAGGUGGCCAAUGCCGUGGAGAGGGCGAAGCAAGUCACCAUGUCCGAACUGAAUGCUAUUAUCGGGCAGCAACAGCAGCAAGGUCUCCAACAAUUAUUGCAACAGAUCCAUGCGCAGCAACUGCCUCAUGGCGCGGUGGUCGGCGGUCUUCCGCCGGGCGGUCUGCUGGGCUUCGCAGGUGCGGCCGCGGCGGCCGCAGCCGCGGCCGCGGGUGUGCCGCCGCACUUGGCGCCGCCGCCGCAUCCCGCGGCCGCGGCUGCGGUCCAAGCACAGGCGCAAGCGCUGCUGAAACCCGCCGAUCUACAACAGCAUCGCGCGGCCGCGGAGACACCCGAGGACCGUAAGCCGAUCGCCCUACCGGACGAGAGGCUCGGCCAUCGCUCGGUCUCUCCACCUGAGAAAUUUCGCAGCCGCACACCCGACCUCGAGAGCGACCCCAAGAGGCGGAAGGAGGAGAAGCUAGGACAUGAGAGUGACGCUGAAAAGAGCGACCAGGAUCUGGUCGUCGAUGUGGCGAACGAGGAGGCGUCGUCGCCGCACGCGAACGGAGAGCACUCGGACCCACGUGAAAACGGCACCCUGGAGAAGCUGGGCGCACCGGGCCACGUUGGCGGACCGGUAUCCGGCGCGGGCUCGGCAUCCGUAAAGGACAGGCCGCCGUCGCGCAGCGGCAGCUCCUCCGCCCGUAGUACACCGUCUCUGAAAAGUAAAGAUGUCGACAAGCCGGGUACACCUGUGGCGGCGGCGAGGGGCUCGCGCAGUUGUACGCCAACUAUGGGCGGCAUCCCUGGGUCCUUGGCGCGGGUCUAUCAUCCGCCAUCGUCGCAGCAAACGCCACCGCAGGGUUAUCAGGGCUUGCCAUCCCGCGGCAAUGAGCCGCCGCAGUCGCCCUCGCCAUACAGCAACUUGCCAUACGCGCGGCCCUCCAUGAUCGGUUUCGACGGUCACAUGAGGAUACCCGCGAGUAACGGACUGAACAACAUCGCAGGUGGCAAACCGGCGUACUCCUACCAUAUGAACGGCGAGGGCCAACUGCAGCCUGUACCAUUCCCCACGGACGCUCUGGUAGGACCGGGUAUCCCGCGUCACGCACGUCAGAUUAACACCCUGACACACGGCGAGGUGGUUUGCGCCGUUACGAUCUCGAAUCCGACCAAGUACGUCUACACCGGCGGCAAGGGUUGCGUCAAGGUCUGGGAUAUCGGCCAAAGUGUCGGCAGCGCCAGUGUGAAACCAGUUUCUCAGCUGGACUGUUUGCAACGUGACAAUUACAUUAGGUCUGUGAAACUUCUGCCCGAUGGGAGGACCUUGAUAGUCGGUGGAGAGGCCAGCCAACUGAGCAUUUGGGACCUAGCUAGUCCCACGCCCAGAAUUAAGGCGGAAUUAACUUCGUCGGCACCUGCGUGUUACGCCCUGGCGAUCUCGCCAGACUCGAAAGUUUGCUUCAGCUGCUGCAGCGACGGCAAUAUCGCCGUGUGGGACUUACAGAAUCAGUCGUUGGUCAGGCAAUUCCAAGGUCACACGGACGGUGCGUCCUGCAUCGACAUCUCAGCUGAUGGAUCAAAACUGUGGACCGGCGGUCUCGACAAUACCGUGCGCUCCUGGGACCUUCGCGAGGGUAGGCAGCUACAGCAGCACGAUUUCACCUCGCAGAUAUUCUCCCUCGGUUACUGUCCUACCGGCGAGUGGCUGGCCGUCGGAAUGGAGAACUCGAACGUCGAGGUACUUCAUGCUACUAAGUCCGACAAGUACCAGUUGCAUCUGCACGAUUCCUGCGUACUCUCGCUGCGUUUUGCCUCCUGCGGCAAGUGGUUCGUCUCGACUGGCAAAGACAAUCUGCUAAAUGCGUGGCGUACGCCGUACGGUGCUUCAAUAUUUCAGUCUAAGGAGUCGUCGUCGGUGCUGAGCUGCGACAUUUCCGCGGACGACAAGUACAUUGUGACCGGAUCUGGCGACAAGAAGGCCACUGUAUACGAAGUGAUUUACUAAGCCUAAUAAAGAGACUUGCCUUUCCUCCUUUAAUAACAUUAAAAAAUCAUGGACUUUGUUAAUGUGUAUACCCUUUCGCGAGGAAGGAAAGUGCGAAGAGAUCCCGAAUGUAAGGAAACUCUUGGUGGCCUUAGAGCCAGUGUGACUGAUAAAUGUGUACAUAUUACGCAUACGCGAAAUUGUAUUGUAACGAAAUUACAAAUAGAAGAAUGAAAAAUCGAUGUGUGUGCGCGCGUGUUUAUGAAUGAACGGGAUGAGCGAUGUAUAUUAAUCUUGCACGUGCGCGUCCCGAUUUUGCAAGUGCGCGUCCCGAUUCUCCGCCGAUUAUGGGGUACAUACGCGUAAUAUCGGCGCGCGGACGGGACUUCUAUUUGUCACGUGUAUACAACGAGCGUACGCGUUGACGAUGGAACGACGUUCCAUCCAACCAGAGCGGUUCGCAUACGCACUAAAGUAAAC